CAACGCAGCCAUUGACGUCCCAACACGCUUCGCAUGAUGCGCAGAGCAUGCUGAGACCAACUUCUCUUCUCCGCGCAUCAUGGUCGAAGACGCUGCACCUCCCCAAAUCGGCGUUGCCGGCGCGACCACCACUUCCAUCCCCGUACACCCUCCGAGUCACCGAUGAGCUGUACGAAUGGCAACAGGCUAACAGACCUGCCAAAAACCCAUUCGUCCUACACGACGGUCCUCCCUACGCAAAUGGAAGCCUACACGUGGGUCAUGCGUUGAAUAAAAUUCUGAAAGACAUAAUAUGCAGGUUCCAGAUUUCGCAGGGUAGAAGAGUGCAUUAUGUGCCCGGGUGGGAUUGUCACGGUCUGCCAAUUGAGGUUAAAGCUCUGCAGGCACUUCAGAAACACCACGAUGAUGUUGGAUCGGUUGCUGUAAGACAAGCAGCAAGGCAACUUGCUGAGAGGACUGUUGAGGAGCAGAAGAAGGGCUUUAAGGAGUGGGCGGUGAUGGGUGACUGGGGCAAUGCGUACAGAACCAUGGAUAGGGACUUCGAAAUGAGGCAGCUGGGCAUAUUCAAAGAGAUGGUUGACAAGGGCCUGAUAUAUCGCAUGCGGAAGCCUGUUUACUGGUCUCCGUCAUCUGGCACCGCAUUGGCUGAAGCUGAGCUCGAGUACGAUGAAAACCACGAGAGCACAGCCGCGUUCAUUGCAUUUCCAGUCGUUGGUCUUUCUGAACAGCUUCAAAGAUACAGAGAAAUCGACCCCGCGCGGUUAUCUGCCGUUAUUUGGACCACAACACCGUGGACACUUCCUGCAAAUGAGGCCAUUGCUGUUCAUCAAAAUCUCGAAUACUGCGUCGUAAGUCGACCUGGCUCGUCUGGUUCUCAGUUGUUGGUUGCCAAGUCGAGAUUGGGCUAUCUUGGGUCAUAUCUCGGUGUUGAGGACUUCCUCAUUAUCGCCGACAACAUCACUGGAGCGGACAUUGUCUCUACAAAGUAUCUCAAUGUUCUACGCGACGGACGAGCAAGACAUAUACUCCAUGCAGACUUUGUAUCAUCAUUAUCCGGUACCGGCUUGGUCCACCUAGCUCCUGGCCAUGGCAUGGAUGACUAUCUUAUCUGCCAUGCUCUCGGGCUGCCAAUCACAGCUCCCGUUGACGAUCAAGCACAGUACACUUCGGAGGCAUACUUAAGCGACCCCAGGCGACUAGAAGGCAAGAAUGUGCAGACAGAGGGCACCCCAGCUGUGCUCUCCUUGCUUCAGCAGAUUUCUGCAGAGCAAAAUUAUGAUAAUCUGGUACUGGCCACUCACAAGCAUAUUCACAAAUAUCCAAUCGACUGGCGUACAAAACUACCGGUCAUCGUCCGUGCGACAGAGCAAUGGUUUGCUGAUGUGGAUAGCUUAAAGCUCGACGCACUCCGAUCGCUAGAUCCUGUCAAGUUUAUUCCUAGCUCUGGUAGACAUCGUCUCGAAAGCUUUGUUCAGGGACGAAGCCAGUGGUGCAUUUCUCGACAACGCGCAUGGGGUGUUCCAAUUCCCACAUUAUACCGCAUUGACCGUGGCCAGAAUGAAGCUGUCAUGGAUGGCCAAGUCAUUGACCAUAUCAUGGAAGUUGUCAAAGAACGAGGGCUCGAUGCGUGGUGGACUGAUCCACAGCAUGAUGAGUCUUGGAUCCCUCCAAAUAUGAGAGGCAAGGGCACAUAUAUCCGCGGCAAAGAUACUAUGGAUGUGUGGUUCGACAGUGGAACAAGUUGGACCCUGCUUCAUGAACGCGAUUGGGACCAACCACCAGCUGAUGUUUACCUGGAGGGCUCAGAUCAACAUCGCGGAUGGUUUCAGUCGUCCCUUUUGACGCACAUCGCUCACCAUCAAGCAAUGAUGUCUUGCGAGCCGCCGGCGCCGUUUAAAACUCUGAUCACACACGGAUUCACUCUCGAUGAGAGCGGAAGAAAAAUGAGCAAGUCGCUCGGAAAUGUGAUUGCCCCCUCGCAAAUCAUAAAUGGCACUCUAUUGCCACCCAUGAAAAGAAAGAAGCAAAAGGGACAUCAGGCAUCACCGCAACCUACACAUGAUGCCAUGGGUCCGGACAUCUUACGUUUAUGGGUCGCUGGCAGUGAUUACACCCAUGAUGUCGUCAUUGGAGAACCAGUGCUAAAGGCCUUGCAUCAAAGUCUCCACAAGUAUCGUGUUACUUUCAAGUGGCUUCUUGGAGCACUGAGCGAUUUCAAUCCGUCUGUCUCGGGGAGUCAAGAAGUACAGGAUGCUGGACCAUAUGCAUUUGUGGAUAAGAUUGCUCGGAAGCAGCUCCGCGAUGCCUUGGCUCAAGCUCACCAUCAUUAUUCCAACUACGAAUUCUUCAAAGGAAUCAGUUCCCUCAAUCGAUAUAUCAACUCCGAUCUUUCAGCGUUCUACUUCGAGACGCUCAAAGAUCGGCUCUAUACGGGGUCUGAAUGCGAACGUCGUCCAGCACAGCUUGUACUUUACGAAAUUUUUAACGGCUUGUUAAAAAUGCUCGCACCGAUUACACCCUUGCUUGUCGAAGAGGUCUGGGAACACACGCCUCAACAGAUCAAAGACAUCGCAAUGCACCCACUACGCCAGAUUUGGACCCCACCGGAACCCAGCUACCCGAACUCGGAAACGUUGCUCUUCGAGAAGCAAAUCAAGACUCUCGCAGACGCGCAUGCCGCCAUUAAGUCUGCUCAAGAGGAGUUGCGCGCCCAGCAAAAGAUGGGAAGCAGCCUUGAAUGUGACGUGCACAUCGUUGUACCUGCUAAGUCUGAUGCAUUCCUUAAGCAGAUCUUCUCCGAAGACAUGCAGGCUGUACUUGCAAAUAUGUUUGUGGUCAGCAAGGUCCAUACUGGGUCUAUAUACGAAGACAUCAAUACAGAAGAGCAUCCAAUUAGACGAACAUUCACAGCAGAAUCCACUUCGGGGAAGGCAGAAUGUCAAGUCUUUGUAUCUCGACCGAGUGGCCAUAAAUGCGAAAGGUGUUGGAGAUACUUGCAGCUAACUCAUCAAGGCUUAUGUGGGCGGUGUGAUGACUUGGUUAAAGAACACUUCUCAGACAUGCUAGACUAAAAACAUAUCUUUUUAUAAAACCCAGUCUCAAUAGACCAAUAGAGAGCGCAUCAUUCAUGUCUUGCACUUGAGAUGUUU
Messenger RNA from Verruconis gallopava, 3149 nucleotides. RefSeq names its product isoleucine-tRNA ligase. Gene Ontology annotation, molecular function: tRNA binding; isoleucine-tRNA ligase activity; aminoacyl-tRNA deacylase activity. The transcript has a single exon. Gene Ontology annotation, biological process: isoleucyl-tRNA aminoacylation. Gene Ontology annotation, cellular component: cytosol. The record is from RefSeq and is a predicted model, not a curated record. The coding region runs from base 48 to 3071 and encodes 1007 amino acids. Lineage: Eukaryota; Fungi; Ascomycota; Dothideomycetes; Venturiales; Sympoventuriaceae.